Molecule: messenger RNA, 2758 nt
Organism: Sorghum bicolor (sorghum)
Lineage: Eukaryota; Viridiplantae; Streptophyta; Magnoliopsida; Poales; Poaceae
Product: probable galacturonosyltransferase 4
Exons: 9
Coding region: 455-2401 (648 amino acids)
Molecular function (GO): polygalacturonate 4-alpha-galacturonosyltransferase activity
Source: RefSeq, a predicted model, not a curated record
ACUGGGACGGCGCCGUACCACCGCUCCGUCGCAAAGUUCGCAGAUCACGCUCUGCUCACGCGCGAUUUCCUUUGAUCGCCCUCCCCUCCCUCCCCUCCCUCUCUCGGAUUCUCUGGCGGCGUCGAGCGGCGCGUCUGGAGAGGUGGACACCGCCGCCCCCGCCACGUCCGCUGCUGCAGCGCGCACGUACUCCUUCCCUAGCCAGGAAGACUCGUAUCCUGGUCGGACCUACUCCCUCGACUCCUGUGCGCAUCGCCGGGCGUCCCUCGUCUUCCUCGGCGAGAAGCAGCCCGUGCAGCCACGAAGCAAGCCGGUGCGCCUUCCUCCCUCAUAGAAUCUGCUAGUACCCGCAUCCACCUCGUCUGCCCAGGAAUGGAGGGGGAAUGUCUGCAGUGACGGACUGAGGGGGAACCCAGGGCCCAGGCGAACUCACCGCGCAAAACCAAUCGCCGAGAUGGCGAGGGCGAGGGGCAGGUUGGUGCUGCUGCUCCUCCUCGCCCUCACGGUGCUUUCCCCGCUCGCGCUCUACACUAGCCGCCUCCCCGCGGCGCUUAGCCCCAUCCAAACGCAGGAUUUUCCUGGAGAAAUCACGAAUCAGGGCCGUGGCGGCAAGGCAGACAAGCUGAAUGCACUCCCUCUGGAAACCGUGAGCUCUUUGAAAGAACCUGUCGGCAUUGUCUUCUCAGAGGAGCUGACUGAAUCUAAGAGCCAAGAUUUGCCGUUGACGAAAGUAGGGGAGCACAAGAGCCGCAUGCUCUCUGAAGUCACGGUUGCUGCUGAUGGCACCACAUUGAAAGCUGAUGAAGUGAUCGAGCAAGUGACGACGCUGGAACCACAGGAUGGUAGCUUGGUGAAGGGAGCAGGCAUAUCAGAUGAGCAGGAGAAAAAUAUUGGAUCACAGCAGCAAUCUUCUUCUGAGGAAAGUUCACAGGACACUAUGCUUAAACAGACACCUGAAAAGGUUAUUGUGGAGAACUCCCAAUCAGCUAAAACAGAUGGUAAAACUAAAAUCACUGUUUUACCUGAUGUGCGGAUCCGAAAUAUCAAGGAUCAGUUGAUCAAGGCAAAGGUCUACCUUGGUCUUGGAUCCAUUAGAGCGAAUUCCCAGUAUCUUAAAGACCUACGGCAGAGGAUACGAGAAGUUCAAAAGGUGCUUGGUGAUGCAUCCAAGGACUCUGAUCUACUGAAGAAUGCAAAUGAGAAGGUUAAAGCACUGGAGCAGAUGCUGAUUAAGGGAAAACAGAUGCAGGAUGAUUGUUCUAUUGUUGUCAAAAAGCUUCGAGCUAUGCUUCAUUCAGCAGAGGAGCAGCUGCAUGCACACAAAAAACAGACUGUUUUUCUGACACAACUUGCAGCUAAAACCCUUCCUAAAGGUCUUCACUGCCUCCCCCUGAGACUAGCUAACGAAUACUUUUCAUUGGAUCCUGUUCGGCAGCAGUUCCCAAACCAACAAAAACUCAUUAACCCAAAACUGUAUCAUUAUGCCUUGUUCUCGGAUAAUAUACUAGCAACAGCGGUGGUUGUUAAUUCGACAGUGUUAAAUGCUAAGCAUCCUUCUGAUCAUGUUUUCCACAUAGUAACCGACAAACUGAAUUAUGCUCCAAUGAGAAUGUGGUUCCUCUCUAAUCCUCCGGGGAAAGCAACAAUUGAAGUACAGCAUAUUGGGGAGUUCACAUGGCUAAAUGACAGCUACAGUCCAGUACUCAAACAACUUGGGUCCCCGUCCAUGAUUGAUUACUACUUUGGAACGAAUCGUGCAAACUCAGAUUCAAACUUGAAAUAUCGAAACCCGAAGUACCUGUCAAUCCUUAAUCAUCUGCGUUUUUACCUACCUGAGAUUUAUCCGAAGCUUGACAAGAUGGUCUUUCUUGAUGAUGACAUAGUAGUAAAGAAGGAUCUGACUGGCCUUUGGUCAAUCAAUAUGAAGGGGAAGGUAAAUGGUGCUGUUGAGACAUGUGGAGAGAGUUUCCAUCGCUAUGAUCGAUACCUGAAUUUUUCAAAUCCUAUUAUUGCCAAGAGUUUUGACCCGCAUGCUUGUGGUUGGGCUUUUGGAAUGAAUGUGUUUGAUCUGGCUGAAUGGAGGCGGCAGAACAUAACACAAAUCUAUCACUCGUGGCAGAAGCUUAAUGAAGAUAGAUCACUCUGGAAACUUGGUACUCUCCCUCCGGGUUUGAUCACAUUCUGGAACAAGACAUUUCCCCUCAGCCGAUCAUGGCAUGUUCUUGGUCUAGGUUACAAUCCUCAUGUAAACAGCAGGGACAUUGAGCGUGCCGCGGUCAUACAUUACAAUGGCAACAUGAAGCCCUGGCUAGAGAUUGGCCUGCCCAAGUACCGGAGCUACUGGUCCAAGUAUCUGGAUUAUGACCAAUCUUUCCUGCGGGAAUGCAACAUUAAUCCAUGAAGGAACCUGGUCCUUCUAAUCCCUUCUGACAUAACCAAUAGCUUGUUUUCUGUCGAUGUGCCCUUUAGUGUAGUCAGCAUAGUAUUCAAUUUGAUUCUUGCUUUAUAUUUCAGUUGUUAACAUGAUCUCUUAUUGCCUGUGCUUCUUGUUGGACCCCUUUGCAUAAUUGCAGAUAUAGCUGUAAUGUUUUUAGAGUAGAUGCUUUGGAGCAUGGAAAAAUUUAGAUAGUGCAAAUGCUCUUAGGUGAUAUCGCCUUUUUGUACUGAAUGUUUGCUGCAAACUUGGUGAUCUGAAAUUUGGAAGUAGACUUACCCAACAAUUUAAUAGGCAUUCAACUGGUUACCAUAUUAUAUUGCA